Molecule: messenger RNA, 1351 nt
Organism: Girardinichthys multiradiatus
Lineage: Eukaryota; Metazoa; Chordata; Actinopteri; Cyprinodontiformes; Goodeidae
Gene: mos
Product: v-mos Moloney murine sarcoma viral oncogene homolog
Exons: 1
Coding region: 16-1086 (356 amino acids)
Biological process (GO): negative regulation of metaphase/anaphase transition of meiotic cell cycle; protein phosphorylation; signal transduction
Cellular component (GO): cytoplasm
Molecular function (GO): protein kinase activity; ATP binding
Source: RefSeq, a predicted model, not a curated record
CAUUGCUUUCAGGCCAUGAUUAAUUGGGUGAGGACAGGUGAGUGGAACACACCUGUAAUCUCACGCGCCAUGCCUUCUCCCAUUCCCGUCACGCGCCUGUUACCGAAGGACAUCUAUCCAUCAGUGGACAUCGCUGCCUGCAGCAGCCCACUCUUCCAGCUGUCCCACGGGUCCACGCUGCAGGUGCCCCCCAUACGGUUGCACGGUAAGGUCGGCAGCCGCCUGUGGUCCUCCGUGAUCCACUGGGAGCAGCUGCGCUCCGUGGAAGCCGUGGGAUCCGGAGGCUUCGGCUCCGUCUACAAGGCGGAGUAUCUCGGGGGAACAGUUGCGCUGAAGAAAGUGAAAAAGAACACAAAGAACAAGCUGGCCUCCCGGCAGAGUUUCUGGGCCGAGCUGAACGCCGCACAUCUGCACCAUAAAAACAUCGUGCGCGUCAUCGCCGCAAGCACGUGCGUGCCGGUGGACUUCGAAAAUGAAGGCAGCAUCGGAGCGAUCGUGAUGGAGUUCGUGGGCAGCAGAAAUCUGCAGCAGAUCAUCUAUGAGAGCUCGGAGCAGCUCGGGGAGGACAGGUGGCUGAAGUACUCCACAGACAUCGUGAAGGGGUUGAGCUUCCUUCAUUCCCACAGUGUUGUUCAUCUGGACAUCAAACCCGCCAACGUGCUGGUGUCACGCGGAGAAGUGUGUAAAAUUGCCGAUUUUGGCUGUUCCCUGAAGCUGGACCGUGACUGUGAAGUGAGCUCCAUCAGCCCUCAUCUGAGCCAUGGAUGUGGCACAUACUCUCACCGAGCCCCGGAACUGCUCAGAGGCGAGCAGGUGUCUCCUAAAGCGGACAUCUUCUCUUUUGGGAUCACCAUGUGGCAGCUUCAGACCAGAGAGCCACCCUACACGGGCGACAGGCAACACGUCCUGUAUGCGGUUGUGGCGCACAAUCUGCGGCCGUCUGUGCGCGAACACGCUGUGUUUAUGUCCCCUGAAGGGAAGCGGUGUGCGGCGCUGCUGGGCCGGUGCUGGAGCGCAGAGGUCCGCUGCAGACCCAGCGCCGACGAUCUGUUGCACCAGCUGGAGCUCCUAAGAUCGCCCCGGUGAUUCUAGUUUUAUUGUUUAGGACUUUUCGAAAGUUCCAGUGGAGUUUAGAUGGAGCUGUGCAGCGACGUCCUCACAGAAGCAAGAACUGCGCUUCCAGUUCGGACACAUCCGGACUAUUUAAAGACUGUAUUUCUGCCUUCUAAACAGUCUUCAGCAAACUCUAACCUUGGUUCUAAAUGUCUUGUGAUUUAUUUAUUUUUAUUUUUUUUUGUAUGCCACCUAAAAUUAAAUGUUUUCAUUAAAAUUAUUUUUAUAGCUUUUAAAA